Messenger RNA from Triplophysa dalaica, 1244 nucleotides. Its product is annotated as gastrula zinc finger protein XlCGF8.2DB-like. Gene Ontology annotation, molecular function: DNA-binding transcription factor activity, RNA polymerase II-specific; RNA polymerase II cis-regulatory region sequence-specific DNA binding. Lineage: Eukaryota; Metazoa; Chordata; Actinopteri; Cypriniformes; Nemacheilidae. Gene Ontology annotation, biological process: regulation of DNA-templated transcription. The transcript is spliced from 2 exons. The record is from RefSeq and is a predicted model, not a curated record. Bases 33 to 1019 code for a protein of 328 amino acids.
CUUCAGUCUCGUGCACGCGCUUCUGUGUAACCAUGAAGAAAGUUCGUCAGAGUUGUGCACGUUUGGAUACAAAUAUGAUGGAAGUGAAAAACGAGAGUCAAGCUGAACUGAAUGGUGCUGAUGGGAAACAUCACAAUGUGAAAACUACACAGAAAUCUAAAGAGAAACCGUUUGCAUGUUAUCAGUGUGGAAAGAGUUUUACAUUUAAAAGUGUCUUCAACACACACAUGAGAAUUCACACUGGAGAAAAAACUCACGCUUGCCAACAGUGUGGAAAGACUUUUAUAAAUACAGGAUACCUUAAGAAGCAUUCGAUAAUUCACUCGGGAAAGAAACCAUUUACAUGUCAUCAGUGCGGAAAGAGUUUCAAAUGGAAAUGUGUCCUCAACACACACAUGAGAAUACACACUGGAGAGAAACCAUUUAUAUGCCAACAGUGUGGACACUGUUUCAGACAGCACAAUCAGCUUGACUGUCACAUGAGAAUUCACACCGGAGAGAAACCAUUUACGUGCCUUCAGUGUGGAAGGAGUUUUACAAAUAAAGGUGACCUUAAGAGACACAUUAGGACUCACACUGGAGAGAAACCAUUAACGUGCCUUCAGUGUGGAAACAGUUUCAGACAGGACACUCACCUUGAGAGUCACAUGAAAAUUCACACUGGAGAGAAACCUCAUGUUUGCCUUCAGUAUGGAAAGAGUUUUACAAACUCAAGUGACAUUAAGAGACACAUGAGACAUCAUAGUGGAGAGAAACCAUUUUCAUGUCAUCAGUGUGGAAAGAAUUUCAAAUGGAAAAGUGCCUUCAACACACACAUGAGACAUCAUACUGGAGUGAAACCAUUUUCAUGUCAUCAGUGUGGAAAGAGUUUCACAUGUAAAAGCUCCCUCAACACACACAUGAGACUUCACACUGGAGAGAAACCAUUUAUGUGCUUUCAGUGUGGAAAGAGUUUUAGAUACAAGCAAAGCUUUAAUAAACACCAGUGCUCAACCUUUGAAGAGGAGACUUUCAAUUGAUCAUCACAUAUCAAGACUGUAUGUGGAAUGAGUUCUUAAGAUCUUGUCUGUUUGAAAGCUCAUGAGAGAAUUCACAUCAACGAGGGAGCUCAUAUGUGCUUUCAAUGUGGUAAAACAUCUAUCUUUUUAAUAUGUUUUUAAUUUCUGUGUUUUGUUUUUAUAUGUUAUAAGACAAGUGUAAAUUCAACACCAUUGCUAAAGUUUUUCUCAAUAAAACUGCAGUUU